Messenger RNA from Lactuca sativa (garden lettuce), 504 nucleotides. Lineage: Eukaryota; Viridiplantae; Streptophyta; Magnoliopsida; Asterales; Asteraceae. The record is from RefSeq and is a predicted model, not a curated record.
AUGGUAGUGGUGAUGGGUGAUGGUAGUGGUAGUGGUGGUCGUAGUGUUGUUAGUGGUGGCAACAGUGGUUGUUGGUGCGGUGGCGUUGGUGGUGGCGGCGGCGUUAGUAGUGGUGGUCGUGACGUGGUAGUGGUGGUGGAGACGGUGGCAGUAGUGCUGGGUGGUGCUGGUAGUGGUGGUGGCGGUGGCAUUGGUGGUGGUGAUGGUGGGUGGUUCGUAGUGGUGGCAAUGGUGGUGGUGGUGGGGGCGAUGGUGGUAGUGAUGGUGGCGUCAGUGGUGAUGCUGGUAGUGGUCAGUGAUGGUAGUGGUGGUGGUAAUUAUGGUGACGGAAGCAGCGAUGGUGGUGUCGGUAGUGAUGGUGGGUGGUCGCUGGCAGCGGUAAUGAUGGUAGUGGCGACGGUAGUAGUGCUGAUGGCGGCGGUGGCAACGGUGGGUGAUGGUAGUCGUGGUGGUGAGUUUUCUAAUAAGUACAAGGGGUAUUUUGUAAUCUACCACUUUCCUUGA